Messenger RNA from Lentinula edodes (shiitake mushroom), 792 nucleotides. RefSeq names its product SGNH hydrolase-type esterase domain-containing protein. Bases 1 to 792 code for a protein of 263 amino acids. The transcript has 5 exons. Gene Ontology annotation, biological process: lipid metabolic process. The record is from RefSeq and is a predicted model, not a curated record. Gene Ontology annotation, molecular function: lipase activity. Lineage: Eukaryota; Fungi; Basidiomycota; Agaricomycetes; Agaricales; Omphalotaceae.
AUGUCAGCCAAUGUGCAGAAUAGCAUUAUGCUUUUCGGUGAUUCUAUCACUCAAGGUGGCUGGGAGCCUGGUAUUAAUGGUUUUGGAGCCAGUCUAGCUCAUAGAUAUGCGCGUAAAUUAGACGUUAUUAAUCGAGGGUUCUCUGGAUAUAAUACUGAAUGGGGCAUCCCGGUAUUUGAGCAACUCUUUGCAACUCGGGAACAGCAGAAGGAUUUGCCAACAGUCCGAUUAUUGAUCAUUUGGUUUGGAGCAAACGACUCGUGCCUAGUCCAAUCCCCUCAGCACGUACCGCUGCCGAAAUUCGCGUACAACCUCAAACAUCUUGUGAACUUGGUACAGUCGCCCAAGUCCGAUUAUUAUUCGCCGAACACACGCAUCAUACUCGUGACACCUCCGCCAGUGAAUACAUACCAACGUAGAGCUAAUUUGGACGCCAGAGAUCCGCCUUUGCUGCUAGACAGAGAUUUCGAGAACACCAGAAACUACGCCGAGAGGGUCAAGGAAAUAGCUCAAGAGGAGGCGGUCGCAAUCAUUGAUAUUUGGACCAAAAUGUGGGAUGCUGCCGGCCACGACGAGCAGUCGCUCAGUAAUUUUCUGUACGAUGGAUUGCACUUGAACGGUGCGGGCUACCAGCUGAUGUAUGAUGCGGUGUUGGAAACGAUAGAAAAGACCUAUCCAGAGUUGCACCCAGAUAAAUUGCAGAUGGUUUUCCCUGGUUGGGCCUCGAUAGACCGUACCAACGUGGCCGCGUCGGUGCAGAAGAGGGCCGCGGAGCAACUCCCAGAGGAGUAG